AUGGGACUCAAUGGAGGAUACAAGGUACUAUGUCUGGAAAGAGCUGUAUGUAAGAGACUAUUUGAAUAAAAAAGUAGAAAUAAAUGUAACAGUUACAAACUGAGUUACUAUAGUGUAAAGGCACAUGUUUAGAUAUUAAAGAUUAAUUUGUUUUCAUAUUUUAAUAGGGAAAUACCAAUAAAUGUACAUUACAAGAAUCUACAAGUGUUGGCAUUGAUAGUUGUAAUAAAGUAUCAACUGACAUGUUUGAAAUGGAAAAAUUCAUAAAAGUGAAUGACGAAGAAGAAAAAAGUAAAUAUCAUUGUGGCAAUUAUCUUUUGAGUACGUAUUUUUCUCUCUUUUGUCCAAUCUCACCGCCUAAAUUUAUCCACACGCAAAAGAAAAAUAAGGUACAACAAAUUUUGGUUCAGGAUAUUUAUGUUAACUCAACUUGAAUUUAAAAUUUGAAUACAAUCUCAUAAUAAGAGUACGGAUGUUGUUUCAUUUGCAACUUUUUUUCCAUCUUUUCAAUUUAUUGCUAACUAAGUUUCAAAUACGUUUCAUGUAGUCGACACUCGACAAUCGUGUAGAUAAGAUUAUACUAAAACAGGGAUGGGCAUCCCAAAUGUACUAAAGGGCCAGUUUUUGACAAUUAAAAUCUAUGCGAGCUAGAGCAUAGCAAAAAGAAAAAAAAAAUUAUUCAAAGUAUAUAUGUAUUUAAAUUAGUAUUUAUUUAGCAUAAUUUGAAUUAACAGUAAAUAUAAAGAAAGGUUAUUGAAAAUAAUUAAAUUAAAUAAAAUAAAAAUAACACUAUUACUACUUGUUCAAUGUGACAUUUGUGACUGCUAAUGAUAACGCAGCAAAAUCGAUUACUAUUUCAGAAGUGGAAACACAAAGUAGGUGACUUAAUGUUUCAUCAGUAAGACAAUUUUUUUGCUUUGAUUUUAUAUGUUUCAUAUUUGAAAAUGUACAUUCACAAAUGUAGGUAGUUCCAAAUAUGGAUAACAUUUUUAACGCAAACUCUCAUAAAAGAGGAUAUUUGUUAACAGGUAAUUUUUUUCAAAAGCUUACAUCAAUAUCUUUCGUGGAUAAUAAUGAGUCAGUUUGCAACUCACAUAAUUCUGAUUGAAGUGCAGCAUCUUGCUUUUCAAUUUCAACUGCCAUUGGAUUAUUAAACAAAUUUAUUUGAGGACGCGUAAGUUCAACUUCUUCAAAUCGUCUUUCGAAUUCUACAGUUAAUUCAUGCCAGUGGGUAAUGCAAUUUUCAAAAUUGAACUCGUUAAAAUGUUGAGAAAUAUUAGUUAAAAAUGCCAAUUAACAUAGAAAUUGUUUAUCAAUCAUUUAGUUUUCUAAAUAAGUGGUUUCAGUUGUACUAUUCGUUUAGGAAACUCAAGUAUUUCUUUUCUCAAAACAAAAUAUCGUUCGAGACACUUUCCACUACUAAGUUUCUGUAAAUAUGUAAUAAAAUUACGAAUUGCACUAUCAGUGUCAGUUAUACCCGUGGUCUUCAAUCAGUGGGUCGCGANUUUAGUAUGACAUUAAAAAUAAGAGUUAACCAGGCUAAUAAUAAAACAAAUAUAUUAUAUUAUUAUCGUUAGGAUGUUGUCGCUGUGUUUAAAGAUGAAUAAAUGUUAGUCGUGUUAUUGUUCUAAUCAUAUUUAUGUAUCCGUUAAAAAGUUUUUUUUAUUUUUAUUUAUUUAUUUAUAACAAUACUACUACAAAGUAUUAAGUAAUUUUAGAUGUUUUGUUUUUUUGUUUUUCUACAAACAUUUUUCUUUAUGUAUGCCUUUUAUAGGUCGCGAAUAAUGUAUGCUUAAAAAAGUGGGUUGCCAAUAAUGUUCGCCUAAAAAAGUGGGAUGUGAGUCCAAAAAGGUUGAAGACCAUUGAGCUAAAAGACAUGUCACUGUGCAUCUUGAAAGUGAUAUUUUUUUAAAUUCACUAGCAAUUUUGUUUUAAUUUAUUGUUUCAGUCAUUUUUAUUGCACAGUUUUUAACAAAUUCGUCAUCACUCAACGAGUUUUUAGAUUUUGCUAUUUCAUUAGAAAUAAUAUAUGAAGCUACUAAACUGGAUUGUUGUGAAGUUGUUGUUGUUGUUGUCAUCACAUUUUGUUAUAAUUGA
Messenger RNA from Cinara cedri, 2097 nucleotides. The record is from the annotation of a GenBank genome assembly. NCBI's taxonomy places the organism in Eukaryota, Metazoa, Arthropoda, Insecta, Hemiptera, Aphididae.